AUGAAUAAUUUACUUCAACGCAUGAUUCGUAAGAGCGACGAAGAGGUCGACAAGCAUUGUGUCUUCUUCGAUAAUGGGAGACAGCAAGAUCAGGACUGGUCCAUCAGUCCGGAGAAUAAUAAUAAAACGGGCCAAUGGCAAAAAAGACAAGGACAGUCAAAACCGAGCACGUUAAUGAAUUGCCAAAAAUCAAGAUUAUCGACGCUAACCGAAAAUAUAAAGUUACGCGUGACCAGGAAUACGACCCCGAAGAAAUCCCAAAAAACGUCUCCGUCUCGUAAAUCAUCCGAAAUGCCUGUGUUGGAGGACAUCAUAAAAGAAUUCGAAACGAAUUACGUGUCGCAGGCAAAAAGUUCAGGAAAACCAAAAAAUUUUGUGCGAAAAAUCGUGGCAGCCUUCGAGGAGAAAUACAAGACUUACGAAAACCCCAUGGAAAGUCCAGACAACGCACCCUCGACCUCCACCGCGGUGACCCGAGAAAAGUCAGGAGCAGAGGAGUCGAAUAAAAAAUUGCCUCGUUUCCUAACCUCGAAAAAUGUUAAUUUCGACUGUACCAAAAGCAUGGAAAAUAUUUAUUACAGCAGCGAGGACAGUAUAAACCAAAAGGAAAUUACGUCGACCAUAGGGACGUCCAAAGACCGGAAGGACACUGCCCCGAGAAUCGUGGGUGCCUAUCUGAAGAAGCCUAUAGAGGUCGAGGAAACAGCCAUAGACUGGAUCCCCAUAACCGGUACGAGGUUGCCGAGAAAAAAGUCGUUCAAGAGAAUCCUGUCGAUUCUGACCGGCAAAAAAAAGUCAGACUCCUUUAAUCACCAGGUCGUCUUUUCGUCUCAGCAAAAUUUAACCUUCGACGAACCACGUGACAUCCAGGAUUCCGGAUAUGAGAAAUCAUCGUCCUCGUCUUCGUCGCUGCAGUCCAUCACCGAAUCCUUGCUCCACCAGGAGAACAGCUACGUGGAAUCGUCGAAGCGCAGCACCUUCAGCACUUUUGGCUCUGAAAAGGAUGGAAAACCGAAAAAUACCUCCUACAGGAACAGCUGUGACUCUGGUAAAUUAUUAUUUGACGAAGUUCCACGUUCUAAGUUAGCCGACGACCUGGGUCCAUCCUAUCCUGGGAAUCCGAGCAAGUUCACGAAAUCGUUAGGUCGCAGGGGUCUGACCUGUUCGAAGAAGAUGAGCUUCGUAGCUGGGGAUCUUUCGAAUUUUGACACUUCGAAAAGACCGAUCGUACCCUUGACUAAGGAUGAUCCUGAAGAGGUCACGGAUCCUGGACAGGAUAUUCUGGCUGUGGAGUAUCGUAAAAAAGUUAAAGGCGCCUUGAAGUCGUCAGAAGUCGUCUACGACGUACCUAGGAGGUAUUGCUUGUCGCGGUCCGAACCAGGUCUUCCCGAUGCUCUGAGGUUGUCAAAAUUAGAACCUAUCUAUGACGUUCCUAUACCCAUGGCAGAGAGACCCAGGUCCAACGUCUACGAGGAGUCGUUGUCCUUGCAAAGAAGAAAUGUCUUUUUCGAUUCUGAUCUUGCAUCAGGAUUCUAUGGUAACCCUGGUGAACGUUCUUACGCCACUGUGAAACCGCGUAAUCGAAAAGUAAACGUAAGUCGUGAAAUCAUUAGAUCGUGCAUGGACAUAGAGUCCAGGUGUCUCGAGAGACCUGCCUACAGGCCUAGUUUAAUGAUUUGA
Messenger RNA from Cephus cinctus (wheat stem sawfly), 1680 nucleotides. RefSeq lists its product as uncharacterized. The transcript is spliced from 2 exons. Bases 1 to 1680 code for a protein of 559 amino acids. NCBI's taxonomy places the organism in Eukaryota, Metazoa, Arthropoda, Insecta, Hymenoptera, Cephidae. The record is from RefSeq and is a predicted model, not a curated record.